AUGAACGAAAAUAUAAAAGUUUUUUUAAGAAUUAAACCUAAUGUUGAAAAUUUUUCUAAACUAAAAGAUGAAGAAUGUGCAAUUUAUAAAGUAAAAAAUAAUCAACUCCUUUUAUUCGAAAAUAAAAAAAGUUAUAAUGAUAUGAGUGAAAUCAUAACAAAAACUUUCAAUUUUAAUCAUGUGUUCGAUGCUCAUAAUAAUCAAAAUGAUAUUUUCCAGUUAAUUGGGAAAAAUCUCAUAAACAAUUUUAUAAAUGGAUAUAAUAGUUCAAUAUUAGCAUAUGGAAAUACAAAUAGUGGAAAGACCUAUACAUUAUAUGGAGACAGAACCGAUUCAGAGAGUAUAGAAAACAAUGGACUAAUUUACUAUUCUUUAAACUAUUUUUUUCAACUACAAAAUAUAAAUAAGAAUAUGGAAAUUUCUAUAUCCAUUGUAGAAAUUUAUUUGGAAAAAACAAGAGAUUUGGGAAAAAUAUUUCAACUAUCUCAAUUAUCAACAACUACUGACGAAACAAUUAAUUACCACUCAAAUUUUCAUGAUAAUAUUGUUAGAGAAGACAAAAAAGGAAAUACCUACGUGGAAAACAUUACACUCCUUCCAGUGAAAAAUAUUGAAGAUGUUAAGAAUGUUAUCAAUUUAUGUUUUAAAUAUAGAAAAACUUACGCAACAAAAAAAAAUUUAGUGUCCUCUAGAUCCCACUGUCUUUUAACUGUUUAUCAGCACAAUAUAUCCAAGGAAAGAGAAUUUUUCUCUCAAAUUAAUUUCAUCGAUUUAGCUGGUUCCGAAAAAUUUAACGAUAUAAAAAUGAUCAAUAAAAAGGAGCUUAUCAAUAUCAACAAUACAUUGUCUGUUUUAAAUCGAGUUAUUAUCUCAUUAAGCACAAAAAAUAAAAUAGCCAAAAAUAUAAAUAGGACAAAGACAAAUGAUAAAUUUAAAAACGACAUCGAAAAUUCCUAUAAUGUACAUAUUCCAUAUAGAGAUUCCAAGUUGACAAGGCUUUUAAAAAAUAGUCUUAAUGGAAACUCAUUCAUGUAUAUUUUAAUUUGCUUAAAUCCGAAUUGUCAUAAAAUAGAAGACUUUAUAAAUAGCUUAAUAUUUUCAAAGAGGUGUAAAAUGAUCAAACAAAAAAUAACAAAAAACAAAAUAAGUAGCAAUUCACCAAAUUCAGAUAAUAAUAAAAGUCUUUCGUCGGAAGAAGAAUAUGAAAGUUUUGACUCAAAUUUUGAGAAUCUUCAAUUUUUAAAAAAAAAUAAUAACAAUGAUGAUAAGACCAAUGAUAUUCUUAUUAACCCCAAUAAUUAUAUUUAUAAUUUAAAAAAAAAUAAUAAAAAAUUCAAAAUAAUAAACCAUACUAGCGAUAUGCUGAUAAAUAAACUCAUGGAAUUAUUUACAAGCAUAAUCAGACACAAGUAUAAUAACUUAAUUAAAAAAAAAAAUGAUAUAAUUAACAAUUUAAUCAAAGUUGUUAAGGCAGAGGAAAAUAAUAAAGAGCAAUUAAAAAAUAAUCAUAAUUAUUUAAUAAAUCUUUUAAAAAAAAAAAAAAGUAAAUUAAAUAAAAAUACACAAUAUUUAAAUGGCAUCAUAUAUUCUAAACAAAAAGAAUCUAACACUAAAUACAAUCCUACUAUUGGCCAAAAUUAUAUUAAUAAUAAUCAAAAUAUAAAAGACUUAGAAAAAAAAAAUAAUAUUCCCCUUAGUCUAAAUAAUUUUAAUGCUGCUUCAUCUAUGUCUUACCAAAAUGUGGAAAAUUAUUCCUCUUGUGUUAAAAUCGAAGAAAACCAUUUUUUGCCCAUUUCCAAAAGUAUAUCAAUAAAAAAAAUGGAUAGGGUUAUACAAUAUACCAACAUAGCCACAUCUCCAAUUCAUACCAAUACCGAUAUAACCGCUCCAAACACAUCAUACUUAUAUGAAAUCAUGAACCAAAAGAAAAAACAAAUCGAACAAGUUUACACAGAUAUUAAUAAAAUAUUUCAAAUGGAGGCUAACAAAUUAAACGACAAAAUUAAUAUUAUUUUAAAAUUAAAUUAUUUAAAUGUAAUAUUAUUUAAAAAUAUUCAAGUGUUAGCAAAUAUUUUAAAAAAUGUAUACAAUAAUAAAUAUAGUUUAAUACUAAAAAAUGGGAAAAAAAGUCUAAAUAUUACAAAUUACAAUUAUGAAAAAUUAAAACAAACAUAUGACACACUUAUUAUAGGUACGCAGUUAAGUAAUCUGCAAGAUGAAAAUUGUUCUUUAAAAAAUCUAAAUCAAAAUAUUGUUUCUAUAUAUCACCAAAUAAAUGAAAAAUAUAAUCAAAACCUUAUCUCAAAGGAAAUAUGA
Messenger RNA from Plasmodium berghei ANKA, 2316 nucleotides. Its product is annotated as kinesin-like protein, putative. The record is from RefSeq and is a predicted model, not a curated record. The coding region runs from base 1 to 2316 and encodes 771 amino acids. Gene Ontology annotation, molecular function: microtubule motor activity; microtubule binding; ATP binding. Lineage: Eukaryota; Apicomplexa; Aconoidasida; Haemosporida; Plasmodiidae. Gene Ontology annotation, biological process: microtubule-based movement. Gene Ontology annotation, cellular component: kinesin complex; microtubule. The transcript is spliced from 9 exons.